This is a messenger RNA of Polistes canadensis, 2814 nucleotides long. RefSeq lists its product as uncharacterized. Bases 1590 to 2579 code for a protein of 329 amino acids. Lineage: Eukaryota; Metazoa; Arthropoda; Insecta; Hymenoptera; Vespidae. The record is from RefSeq and is a predicted model, not a curated record. The transcript has 6 exons.
UUCUUUUUUCUUUUCUUAGUUUUUAAUCUUUGUUAAAUUGUCAAAUAAUUUCUUUUCAGAACAUACACACACAAUACGUAACAUACUUACAUGCAUAAUCUCUCUCACACAAAUACACACACACACACAUAAAAAACAUAUGCGCGCAGUUCUUUCUCUCCACGUAUUAAACACUUCUUCCCACUGGAAUCGUUGUCGUAUUUUCGCGACGAUUUUUUUGUAAACUCGAAAGAAACGGGGACGUCGAGAAGCGGCUUAAAAAAAUUAAAAAAAAAAAAAAAAAAAAAAAUAUAUAUAUAAAAAAAAAGAAAAAAAAAAAAAAUACGAAAGAUAUAUUUGCGAGGACAUAUUGAAAAUGAAAGAUAGAAAGAAAGUGAGAAUGUGAGGGAGAACGACGAAGAAAAAGGUACGAGAAAGAUAUUAAGAAUGACAAAAGUGGAUAAGAAAAAAAAAAUAGUUUAAAAUGUCACACACCCACAACCACAACCAACCACCCACAUCCAGACUCACACAUCCACACACACACACAUACAAAACAUAAGCGUACACAGAAACACAUUACAAAUGUACUAGGUAAGUUCAUAACUGCGUAUUGCCUUUCUGACUUCGGUGUGAAAAUAUAUAAAUAAAAAAAAAAAGUCAGUCGUGCCAGGACUCACGGAUUAUCGGAUUAUAUCAUAUAAUAGUUGUUAGUUAAGUCUAUGGGGACAAUGCGAUUGGUUGGACUCUCUUAGUCAGCCUGGUUCUUCUUCUUAUUCUUCUAACUUUAGAUUUAUUUUCUUUAUUUCUUGUUUUUUUAAUACCUAUGAGAGAAGAUUUGAUUGUAAAACGUCUUCUCGAAAAAGAAAAAUCAAAUUUUAAUAAACAAACCACAGUUUGUUUUUUUUUAUAUAAAGAAGAUAUUAAAUUUUUUUCUGUUCGCAAUAUUUGACAAUCUUAUCGCGUUAUUUUCUUUAUACUUUAGAAAAUGAAACGAAAAAAAAAAAAAAGAAAAAGCAUUUGUCUUCUCGAAGAAGAAUCAGACUUAUCGCAAGGAACCCUUUUUCCACGAUAUUUCCGUGAAAUAAUCUCUCAUUAAAAACCGAAAUCCGCGUGUCUAAGGCCCGGCUGUGUCUGUUUCAUGUUUUUCAAUAUUUGUAAUUUAUCGAUAAAAUAUUAUAAAAGGUAUCGAUACAUAACAGUCUAAAGUGUGCGCUACUCUACAUAAUAUUAUUAUAUAUAAAGUAUAAAAGUAUACAUUAUAUAUAUAAAUAUAUAUAUAUACAUAUAUAUUAUAUAUGAGAAGUAUAAUAUAUAUAUAUUAUACACACAUUGGGAUUGGUGAAAAUAUACGGUUUUUUCGCUUUGGAGUGUUAUUUUCUGAAAAUAUUGAACAAAAUAUGGAAAAAAAAAUGAAUAAAAUCAAUGAAUAAAAAAAAAAAACAAGUCGGACGUUUUUUUCAGUGCGAUUCCUAUUUGCUCACUUUGUGUCCGUUUUUUUUUUUUUUUUUUUUUUGUAAAUUUUAUAUUAUUUCUUUUCUUUUUCUCUGUCUUUUUAUUAUAUCCAACCAUCGAGAAUAUAUCUGUGAUCCGUUCGUUAAUUGAUAACGAUGCAAAAUGAAGAAACUAAUUCGUCCAUUGGAUCGUCAAACUCUUCUUCCGUUAGAUAUAUGAGCACGUUACCAAAUUUUGUCAACGAUACUAUUGGGAAAUUAUUAAAAAUUGAUAAUUUCAAGCCGCAAUGUAUGAUCGAAAUAUUAGGAAAUUUUCUUGGUAUCGUAGAUUAUGAAACAAAUUUAGCGACAUUUUGGUUCCUGGAUAUUUUAGCUCUACAAAUACUUCGAAACAAUGACACCUUUGACGAUUAUUCACGUUGCAUCUUUAUCAGCUGGUUAGUAGGAGAAAUGCAAUUGAUUCGAGAUGCAAAAUGUUCGCGCGAAAAGUUCUUCAAUAAAAUGGAAGUAAUAUUCACCGAGACUGCUAAGAAAAUCGUUCAAGGUGAAAAGAUUCCUCAUUGGAAUCUAAUUAGGUUUGGUGAUGCAGAGAUGAAAUCGGAAAUGGAAGAGGAAGAGAGAAAAUUAUCGCAAGAACACGAUUCAUCCUCGCUAAGGGAUUUGAAAUCGAGAACGCAAACUCUGACAGAAAAAAACUGGAAUGAGGAAGAAAUACUUUUAGACGUAAUUAUUCGGUCCACGUACGACAUGUACGCCGGGGAAGUACGUUACGCUCUCGUUUAUGCGGUAUUUGUGGAACCGAUUGAGAUACAGGUUGACAAUUUACCUUUUAGUUUUCGAAAACCUCGUCCAGUUCGACUGGCAGAUUCAAACGUUGAACAUUUUUAUAUACGACUUCGAAACAGUUUGCGAAAAGUCGAAGAACAGGAUAGCAAAAAGAUUAGAAAAGUUACAUCAAAGAAAAGUACGAAAGGUACGAAAAAGUUACAACGUCUAAAGGAGGAAUCAGAAAAAGAAUAUCCACCACAACCACCGAAUUCUUUACCGGACGAAGAUAUCAUCUCGAAUGAACGGAAUUUUAUUUUACCAUUGAUAGAAUCGAACGAAGCUGUUGCUGUUUUUGAACUUCACCGUGGGACGAUAUAGUUGUUGGCGAAUUUUAUGUAUCAUUCUUACUUAUAAUAUAGCAUAAGUAACUUAAAGAAUAAUGAUUAUACAAAUUAAUUUUUAUUUUUCCUUACUUUAAUUUAAUAUUAUAUAAAGAUAUUAUGUUAUAGAAGAAAUCUGUUUUGUCGAUAUCAUCGUACCCCAUUCUUGACAUUUAAAGUCUAUGAUAUUUUUACGAUCUAACGGAAUGUCUAAUAAAAAAAAAAUGCUAGAA